AUGGCCGACGUUCGCCCAAACAUCGUCUUUAUCAUGGCCGAUGACCAUGCCUCCAAAGCAAUUUCCUGCUAUGGGGCCGGCAUCAACCACACCCCUAAUCUCGAUCGCAUAGCCAACGAAGGCAUGAAGUUCAACCACUGUUAUGUCACCAACAGUAUUUGCACCCCUUCUCGUGCCGCGAUCUUGACAGGCACUCACAACCACGUGAACGGCGUUAUGACCCUCGAUUCCAAAAUCAACAAACACAUGCCAAAUGUGGCCAAGCACCUCCGAGUGGGUGGCUAUCAGACUGCCAUGAUUGGAAAAUGGCAUCUGGGGGAAGGAAAAGCACAUGAGCCGACAGGAUUCGACUACUGGGAAGUUGUCCCCGGACAGGGCGAAUAUCACGAUCCGCAGUUCAUUGGGCCCAAUGGUAUUGUGCGCGAAAAGGGAUACGCGACAGAUAUCAUUACCGACAAAAGUUUGGACUGGAUUAAAGCCCGGGACACUAAGAAGCCUUUUUUCCUAAUGUGCCACCACAAGGCGCCACACCGCAGCUGGGAAUGCGAUCCAAAGCACAAGGACUUAUACAAAGACCCUAUCAAGGUGCCAGAUACAUUCACAGAUGACUAUAAAAAUCGCGCUAAAUCGGCUGCGGCUUCGAAGAUGCGCGUGGCACAGGACUUGACCUACUUUGAUCUUGGACUCGCACAACCAGACGGGCCCGCUCAUAUAGUCGGAGAGAAAAUGGUCGAUGAGUGGUGGUCGCAGGAACGAAAAAUUCCUGACCCUGAGGACGUAACAACACUCAAAUUGAUUGACAAAGAAGAUGGAAUUGUGUUCAACUUCCAAACGCGCCAAGAGCUCGCCGAGUUCAAGUUUCAGCGCUACAUGCAGCGCUACCUGCGCACGAUCCAAAGCGUCGAUGAUAACGUGGGUCGGAUGCUAGACUAUCUUGAUGCUGAGGGUCUUUCUGAGAACACUAUCGUCAUCUAUACAUCUGACCAAGGGUUCUUCCUUGGCGAACAUGGCUGGUUCGAUAAGCGCCUCGUUUACGAAAACAGCUUUAACAUGCCCUUCCUCAUCAAGUACCCGCGGGAAAUCCCCGCUGGAAGUGUCUGCAAUGAUAUCAUCUGCAACGUUGACUUCGCGCCAACGUGGCUAGAUUUCGCGAAAGUGCGCCUGCCGACGUAUAUGCAGGGUGUCAGUUUCAGACCGUUGGUACAGCAGAAGACCCCAGCGGAGUGGCAACAGGUUGCCUAUCAUCGAUACUGGAUGCAUCGCGACAUUAUCCAUGAUGCGCAUGCACACUAUGCUGUCAGAGAUAAGCGGUAUAAGUUAAUCUAUUGGUACAACGAGAGCUUUGGUAUUGAGGGCGCUAGGCUGGGUGGUGAGGAGAAAGAGUGGGAAUUGUUUGAUCUGGAUGAGGAUCCGUUGGAACUGUUCAACUGCUACCAUGAGGAUAAGUAUAGUGAUGUGGUGAAACAAAUGACUUCCCUACUUGAACUGAAGAUGGAGGAAAUUGGAGACGAGCCUGUCCACCCACGGUGA
Messenger RNA from Penicillium pulvis, 1530 nucleotides. Its product is annotated as sulfatase family protein. Lineage: Eukaryota; Fungi; Ascomycota; Eurotiomycetes; Eurotiales; Aspergillaceae. The transcript has a single exon. The record is from RefSeq and is a predicted model, not a curated record. The coding region runs from base 1 to 1530 and encodes 509 amino acids.